Molecule: messenger RNA, 1579 nt
Organism: Elaeis guineensis (African oil palm)
Lineage: Eukaryota; Viridiplantae; Streptophyta; Magnoliopsida; Arecales; Arecaceae
Source: RefSeq, a predicted model, not a curated record
CCGGAAGCAAACGGAUGGUGUUCGGUCAUUUUCAUCCCUCGCGACAGAGAUGACUCCACCCCCGAACGCCACCGACGCCGCCGAAGUCCAGCGAGCUCUCGCCCGCUGCCGCGCCCUCCGCGACCGCCUCCUCCGCUCCCUUCCUCCCUCGAAGCUCUCCCCUCCCGCCCGUCGCACCCUCCUCCGCCUCGUCGACGCCGAGCUCCGCUUCCUCUCCCGCCUCUCGUCCUCUGCCCUCUCCCACCCCAUCCCCAAUCACCUCUCCACAAACCUCGGCUACCUCGAAUCCAUCGCCCGCGUCCUCUUCCACCCCUCCGUCCUCGCCGUCUCCCGCGUCUGCAAGCCCCUCCGCCCCUCCUCCUCCCACGUCGACGUCGUCGCCACCCUUGCCCGCGCCCCCGUUUGGUUCCUUGUCUCCGAUCGAAACCCCCACCACCUCCCUUGGUUUGGCCCCAAGGGUCUCCACGCCCGCGUCGAGCGCAUCCUCGCUGCAGCCCGCUCCGCCGGCGCCCUCACCCCGGCCUCCGUCCUCUUCGUCUUUUCCAGCGGCCUCGCCGAUGAAGCCGCCUCGAGAAUGGUAAACGAGUUCGGCGCCGUUGAGACCGACUUCUUCGGUGGUUCGGACUUGUUCGAGGAGUUGGAGGAGGGGUGGUUGGGUGUGAGAGCCAAGGAGAGCAAGGUGUUUGAGAUAAAGAUUGAUUCGAACUGCGGGGGUGAUGGAGUUGUGCCGUUGGGAGUUGUCGAGGAUGAAGUGGAGGUGGGUUCGGGGCAUGGGGUUUUUGGUUCUUUGAUUUCGAAGUUAAGUCCUCCGGGCGGAGGGGAGACCGUGGAGGUGAUAAACUUUGAUACGACGGCGUUAGUUGCGAUGGUUUCGGGGAUCAGCAAUGGUGGUUGCGAGCGGCUGCUGAAGGCACCGGAGGAUGAGAUGAGAGCAAGAUUUAAGAGCAACUACGAGUUCGUGAUGGCGCAGGUGAUCUCUGAACUUCAGAAUCCAAUUCUAGCGGAAUUAGAAAUUGCAGUAGCUGGAAAGAAAGGUAUUAUCUGCGAAAGUGUUCGUUCAGAAUUUAAGGAGCUUAUUGCAAUGUGUGGAGGAGCCAAUGAAAAGUUGAGAGCUGCUCGACUAAUAAAGUGUCUCCUGGUUGUGCCAGACAAUCCUUCAGCUCGUGUGACCAGUCUUCCAACCACAAGAAAGAUAGACUUGAAGAACAAGAUUGUUUUUGGGACGGGGGAUCAUUGGCAUGCUCCAACUUUGACUGCCAAUAUGGGUUUUGUGCGAGCAAUUUCACAAACUGUAAAGUGUCGAGAUUCCAGGCAGGCCCCAUCUUUCAAGGCGAAAUUCAAGACGUGACAAAAGCAACAAAUAACAAAAUUUUAUUAGGCGAAUGAACAUGUGGACAUCAUAAUGUUUUUACUGCAAAGCUUACUGGAAAAGUUUGAAUCUCAUACUGAUGUGAUAAACAAAAUAAAAGUUCACUGGAACAUCAGAAAAGAAAAUGCCAUUCAAAUAUAUGGCCAACUACUAGUUCGCGAGAAUACAUUCCAUCUAAACAAAAUGGCAACAAACAUCAUGGUUUUUUCC